UGACAUUGUUGUGGUCUUCAGUGAGUGACUAGGGUAGCUCUAACACUCACUCUUUGGAAUUCAGAUGAGAUGGCAUUGGCUGCUGAAUAGAGUGGGAUGAUGGAAGGAGUCCUUAGAGCAGAAUGGUCCCAGGUGACUAACACUGCAGUGGUCCUCAUAGCUGUCUCAAGAGGGGCAACUGUGGACUCGUCCCCUCACCCCCCUACCCCCAGAUGAUUCUGAUCCCUUGUUGCUGCCUAUAUACAUUGGGUUAGUUUAUCAAACUGUACCCUUAUUCCCACUGUCACCUUGUCCCCAUUUUCUUUUCUCUUUCAGUGAUAUGGUAAGAAACAGCUAAGACUAGUAUUUGAUCUGGCAAGGAAACUGGAAUCGUGACUGGGAAGUCUUUCCCUGUGAAAUGUACCAGCAUGGUUGGAUCCUUCCAACAGGACCACCUCUUCACCCUCUCCCUUCCCUUCUUCCAGGACAGAAGCUUCCUUUCUACUCUUUGGAGGCAUUCCACGGGCAGUCCAGUCCAGGAGGGAACAGGGCUCUGUGGUCCCCACCAGGCCUCCAUGUAUAUAAGGUUCUGGCUGGUGUGGACCAUCAUCAUUAUCCUGAGCUGCUGCUGCGUCUGCCAUCACCGCCGAGCCAAGCACCGCCUUCAGGCCCAGCAGCGGCAACAUGAAAUCAACCUGAUUGCCUACCGGGAAGCCCACAAUUACUCAGCGCUGCCAUUUUACUUCAGGUUUUUGCCAAACUAUUUACUACCUCCUUAUGAGGAAGUGGUGAACCGACCUCCAACUCCUCCCCCACCAUACAGUGCCUUCCAGCUACAACAGCAGCAGCUGCCUCCUCAGUGUGGCCCUGCAGGUGGCAGCCCGCAGGGCGCUGAUCCUCCCCGGGGCUCCCAGGGGGCACAGAGCAGCCCCUUGUCUGGAUCAAGCCGAAGCAGUACAAGACCUCCGAGCAUCGCUGACCCUCAGCCCUCUGACAUGUUAGCUGACCAAGCAGCCACCAAAGUCCUUGGAAUGGAGCCCAGUGGCUCAGUGGCUGGCCUUGGGGAGCUGGACUCACCGGCCUUCCUGGACAGGGAUUUGGAAUGUAAAGAGGAGCUGCUGAAAGAUUCCAGCUCAGAGCAUGGCAGCGCACUCUCCGACAGCAAAGACAAGACGCCAAGCAGACAUCGCCGGUUCACAGGCGACUCAGGCAUUGAGGUAUGUGUAUGCAAUCGGGGCCACCAUGACGACGAUCUCAAAGAGUUCAACACACUCAUCGAUGAUGCUCUGGAUGGGCCCCUAGACUUCUGUGACAGCUGUCACGUGCGGCCUCCUGUUGAUGAAGAGGAAGGGCUCUGCCUGCCUUCUGAGGAGCAUACUCAAGAGCCUGGCCACCCCCACCUGCCCCGGCUGCCUGCGUGCCUGCUGCUGAAUACCAUCAAUGAACAGGACUCACCAAACUCGCAGAGCAGCAGCUCUGCCAGCUAGAGCAGGCCCUGCCUGCACCCAAGAACUUGACAAGCAACCAGGGUAGGGGAGACCUACGAGAGAAGCAUUAAGUGACUUUCAGAAGUGGAACAGCCACUUUGUCAUUUUCCCCCCUACUCUCCUGCAUUUCCCAUGUCUCCAGGUACAAAUUCAGGGCGUACCUCCUCUCCCCCACAAAAGCACAGUGUUGUAGAAGACUGAGAAUCCAGUUCUGUGACUCAUUCCUCAUCCCCUUUUCAAAGUUGUAUCUCACCUAUCUGCUUGGCUCAGAGAUGUGUAUGCCCCGAGAUGGUUCUCAGUGAUGGAGUGGAUUUAUGCUCUGAGUGUUAAGAGAACUUCACUGUAUCUCUGUCUGGGAAAGGUGGUUUAACUUGGCCCUGAGUGAAGAAGGAAACCCUCAGAGGCCUGGGGUUGGCACCUCUGGCUGCCAGUGUCUGCAGAACUGGCAUUGGGCUAAUUCAGUGGGAGGGUGAGGCAUUGGACAGGUUGGUAGGGGACUUGUUGAUCUCUCGAAUUCCAGGAGAAAAGUACGGCCCUGUCUGUGGUAGAGGGGCCCCUGCCCAGCUGGCUCUGGCUGGCUGGUUCAGGUGUAGAAGAUUAUGCUGUGUUCUCUUUGUGUUUUCUUUAAAAAACAAGUAACAAAAGCCAGCUACAAACAGGCAAGACUUCUUUUCUGAAUAAGGGAAGUCUGAGAGUGUCCCCCAAGUUGGGCUUCAAAGAUCCUGGCUACCAUUGAACCAGGAGGAGAGAGUGUGAAUGGGCUUGGGUGGUGGUAGCUCUGGACCUAUGAGCAGGAGGCCCUAAGCCUGACAGUGGGCAGAGGUAUAGCUUCUUCCACUUCUGCCCUUUGUCUAUUCCUAUAGAUGAGCAAUGGUCCCCUUGUUCAUCCUGAGCAGUCUGCAGGUUCUGUCUCUCCCUGUCCUCUGUGAACAGAUGAACUGAGGAACCUGUGGGUCCUGAAUGAGGCAGCCCUAUAGCCCUGGCUCAAACACAGUGUUUCCUCUCUGAGUUUCAAUAAGUCUAUUGUUUAUGUGUUUGUUUGUUUUAAACUUGACCACUUGGAAGAAAUACCUUGGUUAUCUGUGGUUCUCAUGGCCUGCCCCUACCCCUAGCCCAUCGGAGUCAGGUGACUCGCUUUCCUGAAGCCUGUGUGAAGAGUCUUGGGGGCCUGGGAGAGAGGUGAUAGACACCCCCUGCGUGACUGCAAGAUCCUCGUUACUGUAGUUUGGCUUAGGAGAACCAGUCAUGCUUUGAUAGGAAAACUCUAAAAGGAGCAUGUAAGCUGCCACAAUGAACAUUCCCCAUCCAGCCCUGCUCAUAUGAAGAGUUUGGGUUCCUUCCCUACUCUUGAACGAUGAUAUUUAUUCAGACUAGGCAUUGACAUUAUGAUAAGAAAAAAGGAAAUACACACACACACACACACACACACACACACACACACACACCACACACACACACACACACACGAAAGAAAGAUCCAAGGGUAUAAGGUGAGCGAAUAUCUGUGUUUGGAUGCCACAAACCAAAACCCUUGUCGAACAAAAGUGAAGUCUAUACACAGUGACUUCGGAUGGUGUGUGUGUGUGUGUGUGUGUGUGUGUGUGUGUGCGCGUGUGUGUGUUGUAUGUGGCCCUAAGCCCUGUAUUCCCGUGAAGAUACUUUGAAUGGCAGCCAGCCUGCUCACAUUAACCACAUGUCUGGAGCACAUAUGGCUCUCUCAAGGUAAUUUAUUUUACGCAUUUACUGUUUACCGAACAAAUGUCUGACUGUCCUCGGUGUAUUCAGCAGCCUCGUUUGUGUUUGCCAGCGGCGCUGCUCCAGGGAGGUUUCUUACUUAGCUCAUCACUGCAAUUUGCACAUUGCUCCAUGGACACUCAGAGACCUGCAUUCUGUUCCCUGUAUGUGGAAACAUGCUCCGAACCUGUCUGCCUCCCUCUGCUUUCAGACAGAAGCUUGACUGAGUCUUCGGUGACAAGCUUGGACUGGUUGUGGCCCAGACAUCGACCUGCCCAGGAUUGCAGGAGUCUCUGUCAGAUGUGUUGGUGUCACAAGCACGCACCUCCUCCCUCAGGUCCAGCAGGUUGGUGAGUGGCCAGAGGGGCCCAAGUGCUACAGCACCCCUCAUGCAUCACUCCUGCCACCUCCUUCAAAUCCCCAACAACUCACUGAAGUGUCUCAGAGGAGAACAAGAUGUACCAAAACAAAUUCCUCUCUGGUUAAUUGAGCAAAUGAAUGAGGUGGGACCCUCUCAAGUUUCUUUCCCCAGGUAGAAUGGGGACUGGCCUGAGUGUUGACUGACUUCACUGAAGCUCCCACCAUGAUGGCCAAGCCACAGUCUGGCCCCUGUUGCUCAGAGAGAGGGCAGGAAAUAGGGAGAGUUGGGGCCAGGGAUACUUGACUGAGUUGGGGUUUCCAGGUGAACAGGAAGGAAGGGGUUGGCUGAGGGUUUGGUGCUACGGUCAGAAGAUCUGCAGAUGUUAACACAUUCCUGUGUGAGGCAUAUCACCGUUUGUCAGUUAUUGUGAAUAUGUGUAUUUUAAGCAAUAAGAUUCAGCUGGUCAGACUUUUCUGGGCAGUCUCGGUGACGCAUUUCCUGUGCUGUGAUUGUUCUGAAGACAGAGUGGCUUUAACCACUGUGAGAAGCCCAAAUAAAAAUCAGUCCCAAACAUC
Molecule: messenger RNA, 4136 nt
Organism: Nannospalax galili (Upper Galilee mountains blind mole rat)
Lineage: Eukaryota; Metazoa; Chordata; Mammalia; Rodentia; Spalacidae
Gene: Wbp1l
Product: WW domain binding protein 1 like
Exons: 3
Coding region: 408-1466 (352 amino acids)
Source: RefSeq, a predicted model, not a curated record